Lepus europaeus (European hare) is the source of this 585-nucleotide messenger RNA. RefSeq names its product membrane integral NOTCH2 associated receptor 2 (gene MINAR2). The record is from RefSeq and is a predicted model, not a curated record. The coding region runs from base 1 to 585 and encodes 194 amino acids. Lineage: Eukaryota; Metazoa; Chordata; Mammalia; Lagomorpha; Leporidae. The transcript is spliced from 3 exons.
AUGAAGGAAGACAUGGAUCUCUCUGUUUUGCCCAAUAACAACCAUCCUGACAAAUUCCUGCAGCUUGACGUGAAGUCGUUAACGAGGAGCUCAGCUCUUCUGCAGGCCAGCCUCGCGAGAUUUCCGAGUGGAAAUUAUCCAGCUGCACAACACUGGCAAAACCUUGUCUACUCACAGAGAGAAAAGAAGAAUAUUGUUGCUCAACGAAUUAAAGGGUCCAGUAGGGAGGACCUUGUCAUUGCUGACAGCCCGCCCCCAUCCAUGACAUCAAUUAUGAAGAACAACCCACUCUACAAUGACCUAAGUUUGGAGGAAGCCAUGGAAGACAGGAAAAAGAAUCCUUCAUGGACCAUUGAGGAAUAUGACAAACAUUCUGUACAUUCAAAUCUCUCUGGACAUUUGAAGGAAAAUCCUAAUGACCUUCGGUUUUGGUUGGGAGACAUGUACACACCAGGUUUUGACACCUUACUGAAAAAAAAGAAGAAACACGACAAGAGAUCAAAACUGUGCCAUAUGGGGCUGAUAUUACUCCUGGUUACCUCCAUUCUGGUUACCAUAGUGACUAUUAGCUCUUUCUUUGCCUAA